AUGUCUUUUCUAACCACCGAUACAACAUGGACAGGAAACAUUCUGUUGAGCGAGACAGUUACGCUUAACCCUGGUGUUACCCUCUCUAUCUUGGGAGCCAGAGUUGACUUUGAAAACGACAAUGCCGGUAUCUUCGUGGACACGGACUCGACCGUCGUUCUCCAGGAUUCCGAGUUCCACGGGCCAGGGUUUGGCAUCUUCUUUCUGAACAAUGAUCCUGCAUUCGUCCUUGCCGACAACUUUACUUGCUCCAACAUGAAUACCUGCAUCGGGAUUCCACAAGGUGGUGGGAGCAUGAACACUGUGGAGGUUCAAAACUCUGUCUUUGUGGACAAUACAUAUGGGCUAGUUGAUUAUUCCAGUACAGGAGCUUCUAUCAUAGUUGACAACUCCCUGUUCCUUCGGAAUACUAUCGGAGCGUCAACAAGGUCACUGUCGAGCGACCCAAUUGAACUCAAGAACUGUGUCUUCGCCUUCAACAGCGCCAUGAACUCUGACAGUGACAAAUACGGUAUUCUACUUUAUGGUCAAGGCGCUUUGAUAUCGGGGAAUUCAUUGAACUCACUCCGAAACUUCACCGAUGUCAGCUGGAUCCGAAACAAUGUUGCGGUGGCAACUUCCCAUGGUCCUGGUGCCGCUAGCAAUACCUACAUGACUCGGACAAAUUUCAUCGAAAAUACUAGGUUUCACAUUGAGCUAGGCUCCGGCGACGACUGGGAAUUGCCGAACUUGUACUGGGGAACAAGCGACCUGAACGAGAUCGGUCAGCAUAUUGAAGACUUUUUUGACUUUACUGACCGCGGGCGUCUCCUAUUCGCACCGAUUGCAGAAACUCCAUUUUUGCACGGACUCUACAACGGGGAAGACCCAUGGUGUCCUCCGUCAUCCUUCUUGGGGUAUGAUCUAAGUCACCCUUCCAAUGACUGCAACGGUAAUUCUGAAGCGCCUGUGGCAGUCCCCUCAAUGCAACCAAGUCAGAAUCCCACUGGAGCUCCUGUCGCAGCCCCCUCAAUGCAACCAAGUCAGCAUCCUGCUGGAAUGCCAGUCGCAGCCUCCUCAAUGCAACCAAGUCAGGAUCCUAUCGGAGCUCCCAACAUGCGACCUAGUCAGAGUCCCGCUUCGCCCACCUGCUCCUCAGUUCUCAACAGCAUUGUCCAAGGGGUCGAGAGGUUGUUUGACUUUGGAGGUUGA
Molecule: messenger RNA, 1191 nt
Organism: Seminavis robusta
Lineage: Eukaryota; Bacillariophyta; Bacillariophyceae; Naviculales; Naviculaceae
Source: the annotation of a GenBank genome assembly